This is a messenger RNA of Rana temporaria (common frog), 7624 nucleotides long. It is a transcript of the gene COL6A6, whose product is annotated as collagen type VI alpha 6 chain. The transcript has 40 exons. NCBI's taxonomy places the organism in Eukaryota, Metazoa, Chordata, Amphibia, Anura, Ranidae. Bases 201 to 7004 code for a protein of 2267 amino acids. Gene Ontology annotation, biological process: extracellular matrix organization. Gene Ontology annotation, molecular function: extracellular matrix structural constituent conferring tensile strength. The record is from RefSeq and is a predicted model, not a curated record.
CUUCAUCAUGUGCUGUAACACUUGCAGGGAACACUCAGAAACUUGUGAUUUUGAUUGAAUGAGAAUAUCUUCUUGCACAUAGAUACAAAGAGCUCAUGUGCAAGUGCAAUGUUUCAGUAGAUCAGUAAACAAGCUUUCUGGUGCUUAUCAAGCGAUCUGUUUCUAUCUUUCAAUAUUGUCAAAAAUCUUGGGCUUUAAAAAUGAAACUUGUCUCUGGACUGCUUGUGAUACUUUGCUGGCUGCAGCUAUCAUCUGCUCAAGACACAGAAAAUCCAAAAUACGGAGAUGUUAUAUUCCUAUUGGAUAGUUCAGACAAUAUGGGAGUAAAAUUGUUCAACCUGCUAAAAUCCCACGUAUCAAGAAUAAUUAGUCAAAUACAAAUAGGUGCUGAUUUCUAUCGUAUUGGUCUGAUACAGUAUAAUGAGGACAUUGACAUCGGUUUCUCUUUGUCACAAUUCAAGACAAGAAACCUAAUGAUAAAUUAUAUAAAAAAUAAGUUUUUGUUUCAAGGUGGGUCAUUAAUGACUGGUAAUGCCCUAAUGAAGGUCCAUGAAGUCCUUCUGUCAGACAAAAAUCGAAGAGACAAGUCAAAGUACCCACAAGUUCUUCUUGUGUUUACAUCUGGAUCCUCCAAUGAUGAUGUAAAUCCAUCAAUUUCUGCUCUAAAACAGGACGGCAUUCAAAUUAUUACAGUUGGAGUAAAAGACGCUUCUUUAGAUGAAAUACAAGCAAUGGCAACAGCUCCUCAACUUGCCUUUAAGAUAGACAAUUCUGGAGUCUUAAACACACUUUCAAAGGAUUUAGUCACCACCAUUCAAGAGGUAGUUGAGAAGACAUAUUAUGUGGAAGGAACACAAGAAAACUUUGUGAUUACUAGCACAGCAACUCCAGCAACAACCUCAACAGCCUUUGGUUUCCUUAAUGCCACAGAGAACGUAACAGCAGCUUGUCUCCAAGGUUUGGCAACAGAUAUAGUAUUUAUGGUGGAUAUAUCCCAACACAGCCAAUUAGAAAGCAGCCAUCUGAACAACUUCUUGAAGAAAAUUGUAUCUGGUCUAGAGAUCAGUGAAAAAUGUGUUCACAUAGGAAUAAUGGUGUUUGACCGCAGUGCAAGAGUAAUAGCAACCUUGGAUACAGGGGACAACAAAACUCUUGUGGAACAGUUAAUUGGAGAAUUAAAAACUUCAAAAGAAAAGAUUUCAAAUAUUGGAAAGGCUAUUCAUUUCACAAGAACUAAUGUGUUUGGUGGAAAGCAGUUCGAAAGAAGAAGCCAGGGAACACCAAAGGUAGCCAUCCUGGUAACCCACAGAUCUUCUGCAGAUAAUGUUUCAGAAGCAGCUCAGCUACUUCACAAAGAAAAUAUCAAAAUGUUCACUGUUGGGAUUGCCCAAGCCAAUGAGACACAAAUGACCCAAGCUGCAUCCUACCCAAUUGAUCGCUAUUAUCUCAAGGUCAAGACAUUUGCUGACCUUUCAUCACAAGCUGAUAUUUUAUUGAAGAAGAUUUUGAAUGUUAUUGAUAUAAAUUUUGCAGCACCUGAGAAAACAUACCAGAUAAGAAGAGGAUGUUUAAACACAGAAUUAGCUGACAUAUACCUACUCAUUGAUGGCUCUGGAAGUAUAGAACAAAUUGACUUUCAAGACAUUAAACGUUUUUUGGAAACUCUGGUGGGAAUGUUUGACAUAGGUCCUCAGAAGGUCCGCGUUGCGGCAGUACAAUAUGCUCAGCAGAGACAACUGGAGUUUGGCAUUGAUAAUAAAUACAAUAAGGACAGCUUAAAGCAAGCCCUGCAAAAUAUCCGACAGCUAGGAGGAGGAACAGACACUGGAGCAGCUAUAAACUUCACUCGACAAAUAAUAGUGGACCCAAAAAAUGCCAGGGCCCAGGAUGUGCCCAUCUAUCUGAUAGUCUUAACAGAUGGUGAAUCCCAAGACAGUGUAAAGGAAGCAUCUGAUGUCCUCAGAGGAGACAACAUCAAUGUGUACGCUAUUGGCGUUAAAGAAGCUAACCAGACUCAAUUAAUGGAAAUCACCGGAGAUCCUAAAAGGGUCCAUUUUGUAUACAAUUUUAACUCUUUGAAAGACUUAAAAAAUGUAUUAGCUCAACAAAUAUGCUCUGCUGAAGUUUGUCAGGAUGUAGCCGCAGAUGUAAUGUUUCUUGUGGACAGCUCUGGAAGUAUAAAAAUGGAGAAUUUUAACAAAAUGAAGACAUUUAUGAAAACUCUGGUGAACAAGACAGACAUUGGACCAGAUAAAGUACAGUUUGGAGUUGUCCAGUUCAGUGAUACCAACAUGGAAGUGCUGCGUCUAAACAAGGACGGAACCAAAAAUCGUAUUUGGGAUGCUAUAGAUAAAAUGCAGUACAUGGAAAAAAGUACAUAUACUGGUGAAGCCUUGAAGUUUGUCGCUAAUUAUUUCACAGAGGGAAAAGGCGCUAGACCAAGAGUGAAAAAAAUCCUAAUAUUAAUAACAGACGGAGAAGCAAAUGAUGAGGUGAAAAUACCUGCACAAUCUCUGAGGAACAGUAGUGUGAUUAUCUUCUCUGUAGGUGUUUUCAAUGCAGUUAAAUCUCAGCUGCUAGAAAUCAGUGGGAAGGAGGAAUUGGUUCAUUAUUUGGAGUCGUUUGACACUUUGAAGAAAAUAGAAGAUGAACUUGUAUUUGAAAUCUGCAGCCCUAAAGAAGAAGACUGCCCAAGAGUACAGUUAGCAGACAUUGUAUUUGUGAUUGAUUCCUCUUCCAGCAUAGAUGAUGAUCAGUUUAUUAAAAUGAAAAACUUUAUCAUUGCUCUUAUCAAUAAAUCAGAAGUUGGUCCAAAAAAUGUUCAAUUUGGAGCUCUCAAGUACUCAGAUGAUCCACACAGAAUUUUCUAUCUAAACCAACACAGCAGCAAACAGAGUGUUGUAAAAGCUAUACAAGAUGCACCCAGAGUUGGAGUCAACACGUAUACUGCCAAGGCCCUAGAAUAUGCUAAAAGUUUUUUUACAGAGAAACAUGGCAGUCGCAGUAUUUCAGGGGUUGAUCAGAUUUUGAUCAUUAUAACAGAUGGCGAAUCUCAUGAUCAUGAUAAGCUAGGUGAAGUAUCUAAAGCUCUUCAAGAUGCCGGCAUCAUUUUAUAUGCUAUUGGAGUUGACAAGGCAAAAACCAACGAACUGGUAACAAUGGCCGGAUCAAAAGGGAAAUGGUUUUUCGUUGAAAAUUUUGAUGGACUAAAUAACAUUCUCACAAACAUUUCUGGUGAUGUGUGCAAUAAAACAGUAUGUGAAGUAAAAGAGGCGGAUGUAAUAUUCUUGAUUGAUGGAUCCUCUAGCAUUUCAAUAGGAGAUUUUGAAGAAAUGAAAAAAUUCAUGAUCUCCGUUGUCGAGGAUUUUGACAUCAGCCCUAGCAAAGUUCAUGUGGGAGUUGCACAGUAUAGUCAUAACUACAGAGUGGAGUUUGCGCUUAAGACUCAUAGAGAUAAAAGGUCUUUAAAGGAUAAUAUUGAAAAAAUCCCUAAGCUACGUGGCACUACUCAUAUUGGAAAGGCCCUCACUCUGACAGAUGCUACACUUUUAAGUCCAUUUGGCAAUAAUAGCCGUAUAAAGCAAGGCAUCCGUCAGGUUCUUCUGGUGAUAACUGAUGGUGUUUCACAGGAUGAGGUAGCAAUUCCAGCACAAACUCUGAGAAAAAAAGGUAUUGAUAUAUAUGCUAUAGGAGUGGGAGAUGUGGAUGAAACUCAGCUUCUUCAGAUUGCUGGCUCACCAGAAAGAAAGUUCUCAGUUACCAAUUUUAAUGGCCUGAAACACGUCAAAGAGAGAAUUGUUAGAGAUACCUGCACACAACAAACAACUAGCAAUUGUUCAAUUGAUGUUGUGGUGACUUUUGACAUUUCAGUCUAUCCAAAUGGGGCUAAAUUAUUCCAUGGUCAAAGUCAUCUGGGAGCACAACUUAAUAAAAUCUUAAAAAACAUGAUGGAUGUGAAAUCUGCCACAUGCGGCCAAGGUGUAAAGCCUCAAAUCAGCGUAGCCUUUUAUGUGCCAAAUGCAGAAACACCAGUUUCGCCCCUCUUUCAAAUCUACAGCCCAGAUAUUGCUCUGAACUUGAGGACAACCAAUGUUACCCGUCCUUCAUAUCUCAAGUCACCUAUUAUAGAGUCUAUGUGGGAGAUUUUUAAAAAUAAAGAUGCAGGGAAAGCCAAAAUGUUGCUUGUCUUUACUGAUGGCUUAGAUGAUGAUGUGGAAGAUCUUGAAGAGACAGUAGAAAACUUAAAAAAGAAAGGAUUAAGUGCAUUGGUUACUGUUGCACUUGAAGGAGCAAAGCAUUAUGAUGACAUCAAAUACAUAGAAUUUGGCAGAGGCUUUGAAUACAACUAUCAAAUGUAUAUUGGAAUGCCAGAUAUUGGUGAAAGACUAUUUAAGCACGUGUCCAAUGUUGUUGAGAAGACAUGUUGCUGUUUGUUUUGUAAAUGCACUGGAGAAAGGGGUAGUCCUGGACGAUUUGGAGCACGUGGAAAACCGGGGCUACCUGGGCGAAGGGGAGUUCCAGGACAUUCUGGGGAAGAAGGGGAAGAUGGUGCAAGAGGAAUACCUGGCCCUACAGGAGAACCUGGUGAUAAAGGAUGUGCGGGAAUCAGAGGUUCUAAGGGAAACAGAGGGCUGCCGGGAGAAACAAAUGAAGAAGGGGAGAAUGGUCUUGAUGGAAUUCCUGGAGAACAGGGAACAUCUGGAAAACCAGGAAGCAAAGGAGAGAUGGGUGAAAGAGGAGAAGCAGGAAGUCCUGGUACAAAAGGACCUCUAGGAGAUAAUGGAGACAAAGGUUUCAGAGGUGACUCGGGAGAGCCUGGGCCUGAUUCCACCAUUCCUGGGCCUAAAGGGUAUAAAGGAGAACCUGGAAUUGAGGGAGAAUCUGGAAAGCCAGGAAAACCUGGGCAGUCUGGAAUUAGAGGAGCUGGAAAUCUCCCUGGUAGACGAGGAGUUACAGGAAAACCGGGAAGAAAAGGUGAACCUGGUCUGCCAGGCUUUAUGGGUGACCAAGGCGCAAACGGACCACAGGGAGCUGCAGGAAGUAAAGGCUCUAAAGGUGAAAAAGGAGGGCAAGGACUAACCGGACUUCCAGGUGCUUUUGGUACUAAAGGUGGCACAGGAGAUCGUGGGAAUGCUGGAACCAAGGGGAAAAAGGGAGAACCUGGAGAUCCUGGUGAAAUUGGAAUCCCUGGAACAAGCGGACAAAGGGGACUUGUGGGAGAAGAUGGAAAGCCUGGCGUUGGAAAAACUGGCCAAAAAGGAGCAACGGGUGAUCGUGGAUUUCCAGGACUCGGUGGACUAAAGGGAGUACAAGGAGAUCCUGGAGCAUCUGGAGAGCGUGGUCCAAAGGGAUUCCCGGGAAGAACAGUAACUGCAGGUAAAGGAAAACCUGGAGAUCCAGGACAACCGGGACCUCCUGGACGAAGGGGAAGAAAGGGGGAUAAAGGUCAAAGUGAACAAUCGCCAUGUGAACUGAUUGACUUUAUACGUCAAACAUGCCCUUGCUGCCAAGAAAAAGCUAUGUGUCCUGCCUACCCAACAGAACUGGUCUUAGCUUUGGAUAUGGCCAAUGGUAUGACACCAGAAAUCUUCACAAGGAUGAUAGAGAUGGUCACAUCACUUCUGAGCAGCAUUACAAUCAGGGAAAAAAAUUGCCCCGUUGGGGCAAGAGUAGCAGUGGUGUCUUUCAACACACAUACCAAUCAUCUGAUACGUUUUGCUGAUUUCCGCAGCCAAGAACAGCUGUUAUCAGCUGUGAAGGAAAUAACUCUGGAAAGCUCUGGUCGUCGUGACAUCGGAAACUGCAUGAGAUUUGUAGGCAGGAAUAUCUUCAAGAGAUCUGUCCAAGGAGCCACUGUAAGAAAGAUUGCAGUGUUUUUCACCAAUGGUCCUUCCGCAGAUGUUGUUUCCAUAAAUACAGCAGUGAUGGAAUACAGCGCUCUUGGGAUUAUACCAGCAGUUAUUGCAUUCACCCCUGCACCUGCUAUCAAACGGGCCUUUUCGGUAGAUGAUACAGGAACUUUUAAAUUGAUUGAUAUUCCUCUAAGUACUGAUUAUAAACCACUAUUAAGAACGCUACAAGCCUGCACCCUUUGUUUUGAUGAAUGUAAGCCAGAUCCCCAAUGCGUGAACAGACCUUUACUCCAGAGGCCUCCUAUGGAUAUAGCAUUUCUGCUGGAUAGCUCAUACAACAUGAGGCAAGAUAACUUUGCAGCAGCCAAAGGGUUUAUUAGUACAAUGGUCGACAAGCUUACUGUCUCAAGCACUGAAGAUCGGGUAGCUCUAGUAAGCAACACACCCCCUAACUUUAGGCCAAGUAAUAAAGCAAGCCCUCAUGUUGAGUUUGAUUUAUCAACCUAUGAUAACAAUAUACUCUUAAAGAAGCACCUAUUGAAUGUCAAUCACCUGCAAGGCCCACCAGCUCUUGGCUUUACCUUACAAUGGACAAUUAAGAACAUUAUGUCCAAAGCAUCAAAUCCAAGGAAGCACAAGGCUAUCAUCAUAAUAUUAUCUGGAGAGACAAGUGAAUGGGACAAACAAACACUUGCCCAAGCUUCCCUGAAUGCCAAGUGUCAAGGGUAUCCAAUAUUUUUGCUUUUGACGGGUAAAACAUAUAAUGAUACUGAAUUAAUGGGUCUGCCAAGCAUUCCCGUGGAUCAUCACCUUCUGCAGCUCGGUAGAAUUCACAAACCAGAGUUUGGAUAUGCGCUUGGAUUUACACAUUCUUUUUUGAACUCCAUAAGGCGAUCAAUAAAUAAAUAUCCACCACCAGAAAUGAAUUCGAAAUGUUCUGCUAUUGGCAGUACCCGGAUGAAAAGGCUGUCAUCAUAUGAAGAAGAACUGGGAAGUGAACUGCACCACCGUGCAUCAAUAAACUGGAUGGCCAAAGAUGAAAGUGGUGACUUUAACAGCAUGGAGCCUCAUUUGUCACUGACACUCGAUACAGUAAGCUCUCAUAAUCAAAGUGAACUACCCAAUGUUUCUGGUAAUGGAGAAGAAAGGUGAAUAUCUAAUGGAAUUUGAAUACAGAAUGUAAGAAGAAUACAGAUUGUGAAGAAAGAUGAAACAGGUUAAGUCUCAGGACAUCAUGGAGCAGAAAUCAAUGUCCCCCAAAUUUAUUUUAAAAUGUUUGUUUUUUUUAAAGCAGGGCUGGACAGAUUACAGUACCCAAAUAUCAAAUGUUCCAAUUACCUUUUUGAGCCUUUUCUCUUCUGACUAGACUGACUGACCCUACCAUGUGUUCUGCAUUUAUUUGUAUACCCCAGCUUCAAAAAUAUGAUUUCAAGAAAAAUAAAUAUUUUGAUAAAAAAAAAUUGUAGUGUGUUUUAUAAAUGCAUUUUUUUUUCAAACCUAUUUUGAUUUCCAUAUUUUUGUACUUACAUGUUUCAGAAGUGAAGGUAAAACGUUGUCAGCAGUUUUGUUCCCAACACUGCUGUCAGUGGAAACAACAUACAGUGAUUCAGUAUACAAUACUACAAUAAGUUAACUUUUAAGAAAGGAUCUUAACAUGUAAUGUGAUUUUCCUGUGCUACAUAAAGAGUAUAAACAGUUUAAAGCGGAUGUCCGCUAAAAAAAAAAAAUAUUUAAAGCCAGCAGCUACAAAUACUGCAGCUGCUGACUUUUAA